AGCACUGAGAUAGAGGUCAGCCACGGGCGCCGAGGCACGGUUGUCGGCGCUGAACCGGAUCUCGGUCCGGGACCGCAAACCGGAGCCGGCCGAUUGGCCGCGGCCGCGCAUGCUCCGUCGAGCGGCCGGAGCCAUUUUCCCCCGUGGCGCCGAGAGCGGCGCUUCACUCGCUGGCAGCCGGGAGGAUGGCGCUCGGUCAGCAGUUCCAGUCGGCUCCGGAGUACAGAUUUAACUUCAUUUCCUUGUCCCGGGACCCGCCUUUCCUCUCUCUCUCGUGUUGAAACGGAAGGUGCUUGUCAGAGUUGCUGCGAUUGUAUGGAAACCUCGAAGUUAACUGAGGCGAGAUCGUCGCGAAUGGUGACAGUACUGCAUUCACUCCAGAGUUUUGGUUCAAUGAUGUGUUGGAAUAAGCAAGAAGAAUAAUGUAGUCAUUAAAAUAACAACCAUAGAUGAAGAUUAUGGAUUUGGAUGAUCUUUGAUUUCCUCCCACAUUCUAUCACAUAGCCACGUUACUGCCUGGGAGAAGCACUGGAAUUUGAAAUCUGCUAUAAUAGAAAGUUGCCUCAUUGAUUUUUACAAGUCAAACAUCUAAUUUUGUGUAUUGGGUAACAUUCUCACAGUAGAUCUGUUUAGUUAUAUCGGCUAUCCAAGACGGCAUCAAAAGCUUAAGAAACAAAGAGCACAAGUCUUGAAUUCUGCUUGACUAUCAAAUAAAAUUUUCAAGAUGACUACAGUGUACAGAAGAAGAAAGCGCCAGUUUGUUCAGUUAAUUGUCACUUGUUUUUCCUGCUGCUUUGUUCUACUAUAUUGGGAGCAGUUAGAUGCAAAUAUCAUUAGUCAUUUGAGGUCUUAUUCUUACAGAUAUCUCAUCAAUAGAUACAAUUUUUUGAAUGACAGCUUGACUCUAAACAAGAAGGCAGCAGCUGAUCUUCAUAAGUACCAGUACUUGAUCACCCAUGAAAACAAAUGCAAAGAUCAGGAUGUUUUACUCCUUUUGUUUGUGAAAAGCUCUCCUGAAAACCGUCCUCGGCGGGAUGCUAUUCGUCAGACAUGGGGCAAUGAACAAUAUAUAAAUUCAGAGCUGAAGGUCACCAUUAAAGUCAUUUUUGUUUUGGGAGUACAUAAAGAUCUCUCCCAAAGAGAGACUGUGCAACAUAAGUUAUUGAUAGAAGAUCGGCAGUAUUCUGACCUUAUCCAACAGGACUUUGUUGAUGAUUUUCAUAACCUUACAUUGAAAUUAAUAUUCCAGUUCAAGUGGGCAAAUACUUUCUGCCAAAAUGCUAAAUUUGUCAUGUCCUGCGAUGAUGAUGUUUUUGUACACACUCCGAAUCUCGCAAACUACCUACAACAGCUGGAUAAAGAAACAAGUAAUUUCUGGAUAGGUCGAGUACACAGGGGUGCACCCCCUGUCAGAAACAAAGGAAGUAAAUACUAUGUUCCAUAUGAAAUGUAUCAGUGGCCUUCAUAUCCAGAUUAUACAGCAGGUGCUGCCUAUGUUGUGUCCCAGGAUGUUGCAGCCAAAGUCUAUGAGGCCUUAAUGACUCUAAACACCAGCCUUUAUAUUGAUGAUGUUUUUAUGGGGAUUUGUGCCAAAAAGAUGGGAAUAUCACCACAACCUCAUGUAUAUUUUGCUGGUGAAGGGAAGACCCCAUAUCAUCCAUGUAUUUAUAACCAAAUGAUGACCUCCCAUGGGCAUGUAGAAGAUAUGCACCAUUUGUGGAGGGAGGCCACACAUGCAAAAGUGACUUCUCUCACCUCUGGAUUCUGGGGACGACUUUACUGUCGACUGAUCAAAGUGUUCCUUCUCUGCAAACCUUACUAUGUAGACACAUAUCCUUGUAUUGCUGCGUUUUCCUGAUGCAGUUAUUCACAUUAAGUAAAAACAGCACUGAAUUUGUUAUGGUUGAAUGGGAUAGGGUAAGAGUAAAGAAAUUGAAAACAUCAAAUAGAAGAGUUUAAUUGAGAACAAAUUGACUUAUAACUAGGAACAUUUUAUGACUGGUCGUUUAGAUUUUCAGUAAGUGUAAGUUACCAUAAUCAGUUUACAAAAUAAGAAAUCAAAAAGAUACAUGAAGUAAAUGGAGACUUUUACCAAUACCUGCUGGUGCAAUUCUCCAGAAGCAUGUAUACAGAGAUCCAGUUGGGGGAAAUGGUGAGCAGUGAUCAAAUGCAGACAAAUAUAGCAUCUAGCCAGCUUUGAUUACUCUGCCAUGAAGCAUUUUGCCAACUAGUUCACAAAUUCUUAAAUACAUGUUCACAGUUUUAACAUGUUUAAUUAGAAUUUAAUAUUGUUUAAUGAUAUGAAAGGUACAAUAUAACAUUUGGCUGUUCCUACAUUUUGCACCUCAUAGCAAUUUCCUAAGCAGGAAAUACUCUUGGAGAUUGGUAUGAAAUAAGCAUCUAUUUUCACGUAGUUUUUUUCUUGAAAUGGAAGUUUACUGUUGAGACAAUUUUACAUGAAAUCAAACCUUCUCCCCUUCCACAAUGUUUUUCAACCAUUUUGGUACCUUGAGAAAAUGCUAUAAUUUUUAUUAAAGUAAAAUUUAUUUAAUCUUUCAGGUAUAUCAACAUCCAUCAAAUAUAUCUUGGAAAAGAAAUGCAAUCCAAACUAGUAUUCAAAUGAAUUGCAUGGCAUUUACAAAUCAGGGCUUUUAAGAUAUAGAAAAAAAAAAUUCUAAAAUUUCUAAAUAUUCUGCUGCCCUUGUUGCUGUUGCUCAAAUGCAGUAAAAUGAUAGCUAAAUAUUUCUGAUAAGUCUCUGAAUCUUUUGUUUGCAAAUUUGAGCCAGUGGUUUACAUGUGAAGAUGAAAUUUAACUUUUGUCUCAACUAAAAGGAAUUACUUUUUAAGAAAAUGAGUAUUCAGUAACUCUGCUAGUUUUCUUCCAUAUAUCACUUCUAUUAUAUCACUGAUCCCUCCUCAUUGAUGAGAAAAUAAAUCAUUCACUUCAUCUCAAAUGCCAUCAAUCCUGUGCGGUUGAUAAUGGCAGAAGAGCUGUGGUUUGAAUUGAGCUGGUUUUAGUCUAUAUAGCCAAGUGUAUGUGCAUUCAAAGUAAUGCACAUCCCAGGAAUGUGAACUAAAUUUUUGAAAAAAGUGUGGAAAUUGUUAAACAGCCACACUGUCUAGUUUAUUGUAUUGCUUGUUUUGCAUAUCUUAGCUUGUUUUUUAAAAUUUUGCCACAAUUUUUGCUUUGAUUUUGUGUGUAUACAAUAAGAUUGCAUGCUCUACAUCAAAUUAAUUUAAAAUCUGAUCUCUUUUGAAGUUCAAACAUAGUGUGAUUACACAAGUAACUAUGCUGAUUAAAAGCCCUAUGUUUCGAUUUUACGUACAAUUCUUAAUAUAUUAUACAUUAGAUAUGAACUAAUACCCAUUAAUUAUCUCAACCCUACACUGGCACCAAGCUCCUUCCAGAUCAAAAUUUGAUUUCUGUAGCUCCAAUUAACAGAAUCUGUAUCUAGUUCUGAUAAAUAUACACCCUUCCUCUCAUAUACACCCUUUAUCCUCCAUCCUGUUACUGUAAUUUUUGUCUUCCAUUUUCAGUGUGAUGAAAUAGAGUUCAGUAAAAUGUCAGCUUGGCUCCGUGCAUAAACAAUAUAAAUUAGUCUAAUGAUUUUCUGCACUUUAAAGCAUGAAAUGAUGAAUCCCUGCUUUUCCAAAAGCACAAUUCAUUUGCAAGCAUUCAACACCUUCUAAGGUAUAAAUUAGCAUGUCGCUGUUCAUUUUAGUAGCUUUGCACAAGUCUUCAGAAAUUUAAACUAAAUCAUACUUUUUUGGAUUCUGCUUUGCUGCAGCUGUAGAUUUUAUAGAAUAUUGAUAAAUACUGUAUUUAAUAAGCCAACUUAACACUUAAAAGAAUGUUAAAAUUUCCUUUUAUAAACCUUAAAUACUGGUUUGUCCCAAUGCUGGGUUUUGCAUUUGGUCAAGUGAAGUUGGGUGGCAUUAUUCAACCUGACACACCAAUGAGUCAGUUAACUGGACUGACUGCCACAUUUAUAAACCUGGAGGACUAAUGUGCAAUUUGCUAGCUUGACAAAGUUUGCUUCAUUAGAACAUUUAUUUUAGCUCCAGGAGACCAGUACCUUGCAUUUGUGCUACUGGGCUUGGCUUCUUAUCACAGCAUCAGCUUUGUACCCCAAAUAUUAAAUGGUUUGCAAAUGUAAUCUUUAAGGGGAAAAAAGUCAGCAGAUUAAAUGCUUAGAGUUGAUCCUCUUGAAUCAAAAGAGAACUGUAGCUUAAGGCAUGUGAGCUUUAAGCAAUCCUUAUAUAUUAUUUGCAGAUUAUUUAUACAAUAAAAUCUUAAUUAGGACAUGCUACCCACUGGCAUUGGGAUUCUGAACAAUUGAUAAUUAUGAUUCCAUGAACUGCAGUGAGAAAAUCUGAAGAGACUGUGUACUAAGGAAUUCCCCCCACCACCACCCACUAAAAUAUCCAACAUUCAUAUUUUGUAUAAUUAAAAGUACUGUGGAUUAGUUUUAAAGCUAGUAGUAGUUGAUUUAAGAAUUUGUGCUUUGUACCUGCAUAAAAAGUUUAUUUAAAAUUAUUUGGAUGUAGUUUCUCAAAGCUUGGAUGGGAGUGUAGAGGAGAAAUUUCAUCUUCGUCUAGAAAUGAUUCAGAAAUAAACGCCUGUAUUUACUAAAGAAAAUAAUCAUUAAUUUUCUUGAUUUUUAAAAACAAACUCACUUGACCAACUACAAUUGAUUUUCUUUUUUAGGAAAUUUAUUAAGAAUGCUUGUUUAAAUGAAUAUGGACAGACUUCACCCACUCAUUGUACAGUAAUUCAAUCUUUCAAACUUGCCAUUAAUUGCAUAUGAAUUGGCAUUUUCACUUGGGACAUGAAGUUAAGGUAGUUAUAGGAAAACACAUUUGUCUAUAAUGGAUGAACUUUGAGUUGGGCAGUUUUGAGGAAAUGCUGCAGUGUUGUUUCAUGUCUUUUCAAAUACCAAAGGUUGCCAGAACAAUUUAGUUCUUCAGAAUUGCUCAUAUAUUCAUCUAGUGGAUGUUACAUUAUGUAAGUUUACAUUGUUUUCCCAGAUUAUCAUUUUCUAGCUCUGAAUUGCCAUAUGUCACAAUCAUUUACACAUGCUCAGCAUAACACUUUGAAUAGAUCAUAAAUACAAUACAAAAGAAAAAUCACAAGUUCUGUUAGGAUGGUAUCCUGUUUCUUCGUGUCCCCCCCCCCCCACCCCAUACAUUAAUAGGAUUUAUUCUGAAUUUUUAAUAUGAAUACAUUUGAGGUGCCAUUAAAGUAACAAUUUUACCAUUUUCUAAAAUAUCACCAUAAAUGUUUUUUUUUAAAUUAAACUAUUGAAAACUUUGUCCUUCAAGACUUGAAUAUCAUACUUUGCAGUGUACAUUCUUAAUAUAUCUUGCUGUUAAAGGAAUAGGGUUUUCUGUACCUUAAACUAUAGCUAGAAAGGGCUAGAGGUUGCACUAUUAAUGAAAUUGGUUACACCUCUUAAUUUUGUACUUACAACCUAUCUUGCACAAACUGUUUCACCAUUCAGGUUAAAAUAGCUAAUUUUGAGUUUUUAAGCCAAAGCAGUUUUUGUAGUCACUUAAAUUAUCUGAAAUGCAGUGCACAUAUUUAAAGGUUUGUAUAGCUAUGUUUGGAAAUGUGUACUUUACCUCACAGAAUUUUUACUCAAUUAUAAGCCUUGUAUUUAUGAAAGGGUUUGAUGUUUUGUUAAGCCCUUUUUGGAAUCCUCAUGCUAGUUUUGCACCUGUUUAAAUUUUCUAGCUCAGCUAGAAAAUAUAUUUUUGUAUUUUGACAUUUUUCAAAUGUUAUGAAUAACUGGACAUAAAUAAAAGUUGUAUAAAAUAUCAAAUUUUGUUUUAAUUAAUAAUUCAGAGUUCUGCAUAAAUAGCUAAUGCUGAACAAAUAAUAAUGCAUGUUUUCUCUCCAGUUAAGUGGACAUAAAAUAUUUUAUUAUUUUAAAGUGAGUUUUAGGGAAGGAAAACAUGUUGUCUAACAGGAAUGGGAAUGCUGACAAAUGCUCCAACUUUUGAAGAUGGGUAAAUGGGAGGGAACAACAGUUGGGGAAACAACUGCACUAUAACAAAGGAACCAGUGGUAGCAGAAUUGAGAUCUGGAUGUUGUGGUCAAUUUAAUGGAGAAACUGAACAGGUGCUGUUGGAUUUUAGAAACAGUAAUGUAAAUGAAAGGGAGAUUCUAUUUUGAGGUACAAUUAUUGCAAGGGUAGACAAUAGUCAAUUUAAGUGCCAUAAAUGAAUCUUUUGAGAACAGAUUAGCUUUGUUUUACCUUAAUCACAGUGCCUUUAAAGCAGAGAACCAUGUCUAGAUAUGCUACCAAAUUAAGUUUAAUACCAAGCACAGCAUUACUAUGAGCUGGGGAGUGAGUGUUUAGUCUGAGGCUGAGAGAUGUUGAGGGGCGAAGGAGUUUAAGCCAGGAGCCCAGGCUGGUGGAGUGGGGACUGUCACUAGCCAUUUUUAAAAUUGGGAAUUGCCAUGCAUCUGAAAUUGGUAUAGAUAAUUGGAUGGUUAGAAUGAUUUCUAGGAAUUGGAAGGCAAGAGUCGUGCAGGUACUUAGUGUAAUGAGGAAGCAAAUUUUAAAAUUUGGUUCCAGAGAAACAAUGCAUCAAUAUAUAUAAACUGCUGAGUAAAUGGGGAUAGAUGAUUGUAGCCAAGUUCUCUCCAGCAACUUCCUCUUCUCACCCCACUAUCCAGCACACCAGGGGGGAAAAAACUAAAGCUGAAUAAGUCUAUGCAAAAUGUGAAAUUCUAAAGAGUAGUAUCUGACCAAUUUAGAUCUUCUUUAAUAUCUUCAUUGUUUUUGCUCUGUUACAUGACCCUCAUGCUGCAAGUGCUGGGCAGUCAAGAGUUUACAAUAAAUAAUUUGAAGUGUCUGGUUUUAAGAUUUAGCUUUGUAAUUGUGGCUGCAGGUUUGUCAUCACAACAUUGUUGCUACAUAUUGAUACGCUUAUGAGCCCUUUUUAAAGUAUGAGGUGAUGUGUUCUAAACAUCCUUAUGAUUACUGUGGUGUUCAAAUUAAAAACAAUUUUGAUAAUGAUUCUUUAUUAAUAAAGCUAAUUAAAAAGACUUGUAUUUCUAUCACAUGACUUCACUAUGACCCAAAGCACUUCAGUCCAUGAAGUGCUUUCUCCUCUCUGCCAUCAGAUCUCUGAAUGGCCCAUGAAACCACAAGCACUACUCUUUUUGCACAGUUUUGUUGUAACUUAGGUUAUGUGUCUUGCACAAAACAAAAAAAAAAUCAGAACAUAUGCCAGUGAUGAUAAGCCUGAUUGCUUAUUAUGCUGUUGCAGAAACAGCAAUAUGGUCGUGGUCAAAAUUCUGUUGCUUUAAUGUGAAAUUGUGUUUUCAGACUACACGUUUGGCCUAAAUUUAACAUCUCAUCUAAAAUGUGGCAAUCUUAUCACGUAGUCAUUUAAACACUGGUACAUUAGCCCAGAUUCUUGUCGGGAAACUAGAGCAGAAGUUGAAAUUGGAAUCAUCUUAUUUGGAUUAAGAACUGAAAGAAAUCAAGUCUAACAUUUGAAAAGAUAAGAAAUAGUUCUUUGCAUGUUUUGUUUGUAAAGGGGAUCUUUCUCCUAAAUAUUUU
Messenger RNA from Hypanus sabinus (Atlantic stingray), 7574 nucleotides. It is a transcript of the gene b3gnt5a, whose product is annotated as UDP-GlcNAc:betaGal beta-1,3-N-acetylglucosaminyltransferase 5a. The record is from RefSeq and is a predicted model, not a curated record. Gene Ontology annotation, biological process: brain development. Gene Ontology annotation, cellular component: membrane. The transcript has 2 exons. The coding region runs from base 725 to 1858 and encodes 377 amino acids. Lineage: Eukaryota; Metazoa; Chordata; Chondrichthyes; Myliobatiformes; Dasyatidae.